Halteromyces radiatus is the source of this 1357-nucleotide messenger RNA. RefSeq names its product armadillo-type protein. The record is from RefSeq and is a predicted model, not a curated record. NCBI's taxonomy places the organism in Eukaryota, Fungi, Mucoromycota, Mucoromycetes, Mucorales, Cunninghamellaceae. Gene Ontology annotation, cellular component: cytoplasm. Gene Ontology annotation, molecular function: mRNA binding. Gene Ontology annotation, biological process: post-transcriptional regulation of gene expression. The transcript has 6 exons. The coding region runs from base 106 to 1179 and encodes 357 amino acids.
CAACAGCAACAACAGCAACAACAGCAGCAGCAGCAGCAGCAGCAGCAACAACAACAACAACAACAGGUUCGACGACCUUCAAGCGAUCAAGAUACUGCUCGAUUCAUGAAUGCUAGUUUGGAUGAUUUCAAAGGUCAUUUGUACGAAUUAGCCAAGGAUCAAAAUGGAUGUCGAUUUUUACAACGAAAGAUUGAAGAUACUUCUCAGAAUAACAAUCAAGCCAUCUUAGCGAUUUACGAAGAAAUACAUGGGCAUUUUGUGGAACUUAUGACGAAUUCGUUUGGAAACUACCUGUGUCAAAAAUUAUUGGAACGAUGUGACAAUGAACAACGAGAUACAAUAGUAGAAAUCGUGGCACCUGAUAUAGUCAAUAUUUCUCUAAAUAUGCAUGGGACUAGGGCAGUACAAAAAUUGAUUGAGUUUUUGUCAACUCCUGAACAGAUUCAAAUGAUUACUUCGGCUUUGAAUCCUAGUGUUGUACCUCUGAUCAAAGAUUUGAAUGGCAAUCAUGUCAUUCAAAAAUGUUUACAUCGACUAUCUGCUGAACACCGUCAAUUCAUCUAUGAUGCUGUUAGUAGUAAAUGUGUUGAAGUUGCCACACACAAGCAUGGAUGUUGUGUAUUACAAAGAUGCAUUGAUUACGCAUCUGAUGCCCAAAAGGCACAAUUGGUAGAAGAAAUCACUCGUCAUGCUCUUCCUUUGGUUCAAGAUCCUUAUGGAAACUAUGUUGUACAAUAUGUUUUGGAACUUGGUGAUGCACGAUUCUCGGACGCAUUGAUCAGAAGAUUUGUUGGACAUACAUGUUAUCUUUCGGCUCAGAAAUUUAGCUCUAAUGUGAUCGAAAAGUGCAUUCGUGUUGCUUCUCCGGAAACGCGCAAAUUACUGAUCGCCGAGUUUAUUGACCCUUCUGCUAUGGAAAAACUACUAAGGGAUUCCUUUGCCAAUUAUGUCAUUCAAACAUCUUUGGAUUAUGCUGAACCAGAUCAACGUGCUGAAUUGGUAGAUUGUAUUCGUCCUUUAUUAGCUUCUGUUCGUAGUACUCCAUAUGGGAAGCGGAUUCAUGGAAAGAUAUUUCGCGAACAACAUCGUUCAACACAACAACAACAGCUUCCUCAGCAAAUUCAAUUACAAAAUCGUCAACAACAAUCUUCACUGAAUCGACGUCCCACAACUGGAUGAUGUGGAAAUGCAUUGUAGGAAUAUUGGAUUGAAAUUAUAUAUGUGUGUGUAUCUGUGUGUUUGUAUGUAUGUAUGUAUCAUUCCUUUUGAUCAAAAAAAAAAAGUCACUAGCUAGCUUGUAUAUUCCUUUCUCUCACUUUUUUUUUUUCUCCCUUGAUUUUUUUUCCCUCCCAUUCAC